AAAACCGUGUAUAUACAGGAAAAUCCUCUCGAGAAGAAGAUGGAGCGGGUUGCUCUCCUCCUCCUGCUUUCGCUCUUAAUUGGAAUAGGAGAGGGAAGAAAAGACGGCGGUAUCUACGACGUUCUUGGCGUGUCACGUGACGCAAGCCGGAGGGAGAUUCGCUCGGCGUACAAGCGCCUGGCCCGCGUGUGGCAUCCGGACAAGAACAAAUCACCUCAAGCCCAGGAGAAGAUCUUGGAGAUAAACAAGGCCUAUGAAGUACUAUCUGGCGAGGAAUCUCGGAGACGAUAUGACAUGACGGGCGAAACAGACCCCGCCCACUCUGGGUCACAGAGCCACACCCACAACAGCCACGGUUUCACCUUCUUUCAGACCGGCGACGGUUUUUUCCAUUUCGGGGGCUUUGGGCACACCACCCAGCCGCGAGAGGACACCGUAACCACUCACUACUUCGAGAACGUCGUCUUGCCAGAGAGCAGCAGUAGGCUUUGGCUUCUAUACUUCUUUGGAGACUUUUGCUUUCAGUGUGGGGAGGUGUCCAAGAUUUGGGACGAACUGAAAACGGAGCUGGAGUCAAAUGGGAUAGGGAUGGGCAGUGUGCACGGCUCACGGCAGUACGACGUAACCAGUCACUGCAACGUCGAUAGAAUACCAGCGAUAGUGGCCGUGGUGAACAGAAGAGUCUCUCACUAUUAUGGCCGCCUUCAGGCCAGGAAUAUCAGGAGUUUUGUCAAGAAUGCCCUUCCCUCGUGGAUCAUUACUGAGCUUACAGCAGAAGGCGUGGAGGCAUUUAUCACAGAGUCUAUAUCAAGAAAUCGACCGAGACUCAUCCUAUUCUCCCCUCACCCCACACCUUCUCUUCUCUACAAAGCCGUGGCUUUCUCAAACCAACUAGUGGCUGAUUUCGGGUUUGUCGUUACCGACCGACCUUCCGGGAAAGGUCUCGGAGUGCUUCAGAGAUACGGAGUGUCGCAGAGGUCAAAGAAACUACUGGUGUUUAAGGAAUACCCUCACCCUGCAGCAGUAUUGGAGGGUUCUGAAGUGACCGGAGAAGUUCUUCGGUCGUUGAUGAAGGGGCUGAGUCUACAUCUUCCGAGACUGACAUCCGAACAGGCCCUGGACAGCACCUGUGGCAGCAAUGGAAGGUCAUAUAGGCGAUUGGUUGAGCUAAGUUUGCCAACACAGCCAUUUCAUGUAUUUCAUGCAAUUUUCCAGCUCUGUGUUGAGAAUCCUUUACUUUCAAUGUUACUGCUCUUGAGGUUACUACUUCAGUGGGAUAAUGACCGAGUGUGUGUUUUUUGCUGCUUUCCAAAUUGUAGGUUUUGUCUGAUUCUUGUGGUUAAAGGAUCUGAGGCAUACAAUGACACCAUUACCAGUGCCUUCAGGCGACAAGCUAUUCAACUGUCUGCAUCUUCUCAGAGCGGGCCACGUUUUUCUCUGGCCUACAUUGACAGGAGUAGGCAGCGUCAGUUCAUUGAUAGUUUUCCUGGCACCAAUGGAAGCAGAGAAAGCUGUGAGAACGGACAAGAACCACGAGAUGUUAUUUUGCUACGGAGAAAAACCAGUUUCCACUCCUCGUAUAACUGGUUUAGCGGCUACUGUGGCUCCAACGUCGACUUUGACAACCUUCUCGACUUUGCCGGACUGACCAGCUUCAAGACCACCACAAAACUGGCUCCAAACCUGCUGGACGAGUUUGCUCCUGGUAUUCUGAUGAGAAUGUGGGAGAGGAUUACUGAGAUUUACUACCAGGGUUAUGAUUCAGCCACUGCCAAUUCUCAAGUGUUGAGUUUGCUGACAAUGACUGUCGUCAUGGCUAGCCUGUUGUGCUGUGCUAGCGUCAUGGGGAGCCAGUCAAAUCACAGAGGAAACUAGGAGAAGGCAUCGACCAGGGAAGAAGCAUGCAAGCGUCAGAGACACUAGUGACCCAUGUCCACUAGCUAUCCCUCCUCUCACUGCUCAGCUAUACAAACAACACAUGAAGAUGCUCACAAGGGAUCGGUGUCGAUACUGAUACUCCUCGAUUCAGUGACAAAGGACCACAAUCUUGCCGUGCCUGACAUAUUCAAGAGACAUAAACGACAGCGCGUGUUUUUAUUUUGGGGAGCUUUGGAAAACUGUAGCUGUUGGCUCACGAAAUUGCUAGAGGCGAGCAGUAUGAACCCGGAAGAAGUCGAGACGAGAAUGAGAUUCUAUUAUUCUGAGAGUGAGCGAGGAAGAGCUUGCAUUUUGGCUCUUUUUGGAGCUAAGAGGAAAUUUGCGAUAUUCCCAGAUCAAAGAGUUCUUACAGCAGCAGUGACAAAAGGAACUGUUCAGAGAAUGCAGCUACUGAAAACGGUGAAUCUUUGGCAAAUGGAGGUACGAAAGAGGAAAACAGUGGAGUGAUGGUGACAGUAAUGGGGAGUGUUGGAUUUGAAGAAGAUGUCCCCUGGCCACGGAGAAGAAGAGGGAGAGGAGGGAGAGAUAGAGAGGGGAGUUAGGGUGUGGAUGGAGCGACUGGAGGAUGGAUCUCUCAAACGAUACUCAACUGAUAGCUGGCCCUCGUGGCAGUAGUGCAGCUAUAACUGAAUCACAAUACCUGCAAUACCCGUGGUCUUAACAUCAGCAUUUUUUUACUCUCCAUCAUAAUAAUACAUUGUUAUGCAUAAUACACCUAACCACCUGGACAUGGCUUCAGAAGACUAAUGAAUGCGAAUUCGAACACAAGCAAAUCCGAUAUUUUAUGCAUU
This is a messenger RNA of Geodia barretti, 2729 nucleotides long. Lineage: Eukaryota; Metazoa; Porifera; Demospongiae; Tetractinellida; Geodiidae. The record is from the annotation of a GenBank genome assembly.